AUGAGGACGCUGCAGAAACGACAGGUGUGCAUCCUUCUACCAAACAAGCAGCACCUGGACUGUACUGUCAGGGUGAGAGCCCGAGGCCACGAGGUGUUGAAUAGUGUGUUGAAGCAGCUCGGCAUCGGUGAGCUGCAGGUCUUUGGUCUGGCUGUUCUCAGAGAUAAUGAAUACCUCUUUCUUGAUUUGGAGCAAAAGCUGAGCAAGUACUUUGGCAAAAGAUGGAAGAGAGGAUCCUCAACAGUCCCAUUCAUCUUGUUCCUGAGAGUACAGUAUUAUGUUGAGAGUGGGUGGCUAAUAUUGAGCAGCAAAGUGCAGCAGCUCUACUACACUGAGCUCAGGCAGAAAGUGCUGCAAUCACAGAGCCGCCAUCAGGAAGCUUUGUACUUCCAGCUGGCAGCCUCUGCACUUCAAGCUGAUGUCGGAGAUCUGGACGAGGACAGACAUUACUUUCUUCCUGAAGACUACUUCCCCUCAUGGCUGAUAAAGCGUCGUGGAAGAGACUUCCUGCUUCAGCACUGCCCGGUGUUGCACGUGGAGCUGAGAGGUGUAUCUCGCAACCAAGCCAUCCUGCAGUUUAUAAAAGAGGCCAGCAGUUUACAGGAUGGACCAGUCACCUUCUACAGGAUGAGACAGGACAAAAAAAAGCUGAGAAGUUCCACCCUUCUCGGUGUAGCACCUAAAGGAGUCCAUAUUUAUCAGGAGGUGGAAGGGAAGCAGUGUCUGUUGUAUGAGUUCUCCUGGACGGAUAUUGAUCGCUUCACUUUCCAGGGCAGCAGGUUUGAAAUCUCUGCAGUGGGCUCUCUGUGCCUCCCUAAACUGGUGUAUUACACUCCUUCAACCUUUCACUCCAAACACGUCCUGAGGCACCUCAGCGACAGUCACCGGCUCCACAUCAACAACAGAGAUGCGGUCAGCUACAUCCAACACCUGGAAGACAUGCAGGCCAGUCGGCUCUACAGAGAGGCCUACAUCUGUGACACAACACGUCUAACACACAGACUCCAGAGCAACAGCCUCACAUCGUCCAUGUCCAGCUGCAGCGUCGCUAAUGAAACAACCACAGCUUGGACCAUAAAGGAGGAUUAUGAGGAAGAUAAAGUCACAGAGUUUGAACUGUAUGUGGACGAACCAGAGGAGUUUCUUGUUGACAACCCAGCAGAGGUGCCGUGGCUGGCUGAGCUGCUCCACGGCGCGUCGGCCGAUGGACCUUUGAUGUUACCCUCUUCUUAUUGGGCAGCUGUCACGGUGGAAAUGAAACAGGUUCUGAAGAGGAAAGCAGAUGAAGGGGUUUCUGUGGACUAAUGUACAGCCAGAGGCAAGAGGGAUUCAUUACGUGUUCUGCAGCUCAGGACAAGACCCCUUAUGUCGCUGCUCUGAUGCUUACAUUGCUUUUUAAAUUAGUAAUCAUAGACCUAAUAAAUUAUGUACUUGCCUAAUAAUAUCCGUAUGUUUCCAGUGCAACAUAAGCUUUAGUUUGAGCAUGAAAAAUCUCUAUUUUUGUUUAUUCAAGUACAAUUAAUACAUUUAUAUUAGAACAAAAAGAGUAAACACAUUAAAUUAUAACAAUGUAAAAUUUGAACAUUAGAUAUAAGGAUAAUGAGAGGAGCUCUGAACAUUUAGAAGAAAUAAAUGAAUAUGUAGGAGAAGGGAAAAGAUGUACAUUCAAGUAAUUUUAGUCUCUCUAUUUUGAAACUUUAAUCGAGUUUAAAUGUAUCUGAAUAUUAAGAAAGUGAAUAAAGUGGAGAAUUCUAUCUUUUGAUUUUAUGUAUCUGGAAUUUGCUGGAAAAUUAUAAACACUUGAAUUUGAAAACAUUUCUCACAUAAAAAGUUUUUGGGUUUUUUUUGUUUUUUGUG
Dicentrarchus labrax (European seabass) is the source of this 1857-nucleotide messenger RNA. Its product is annotated as FERM domain-containing protein 6-like. The transcript is spliced from 13 exons. Bases 1 to 1305 code for a protein of 434 amino acids. Gene Ontology annotation, biological process: positive regulation of hippo signaling. Lineage: Eukaryota; Metazoa; Chordata; Actinopteri; Moronidae. The record is from RefSeq and is a predicted model, not a curated record. Gene Ontology annotation, cellular component: cytoplasmic side of apical plasma membrane; cytoskeleton.